AUGGGUGCUGGCAAUUCAAAGCCCCAGGCUACGGGCGACGCUAAACAUGUGUUUUCCAGUAACUCUCCGGUUCAGUUCUCUUCGAACCUAGUUGAUGCCCUUCAAUCCUCCGAGACCGACUCCUCUCGUAGCAAGUCCAUCGAGAUCGAGAUCCAAAAGCGCGUCACACAAGAGCUAGAGCGUCUCCGUGAGCGCGAGCAGCAAACCCUCGCUGAGAUCGAGAAGCGUCUAGCCGAUGCCAAAGAUGUCAGCUCCCUGCCCAUCACGGCCGCAACAGCCCCCGUCGCCACCUCUUCAUCCGGCUACCUAGUCGGCUCCUUGAACCUCGAUGCCCCUCGAAUCCCCUUUGCCGGACGCGAACACGAUGCGCCGCUGUUCGCUGAGCCCCAGGAUGCGUCGGCCCAGCAGGUUGCUUUGAACCGCGAGGUCUCAUCCGGCUCGGUCGUCAGCGAGAUUGAGCAGCUGCGCGCUCGGCUGGACGGACGGAGAAAGUUGGUCGUUUUGGACGAGGAUGUUGAGCGCGCGAAAGCGGACGUUACUGGUUGCCUGCGCUUGCAUGAUCGCCGGCCAUUGAAUUGCUGGAAGGAGGUUGAGGCUUUCAAGGCCGAGGUUGCUAAGUUGGAAGCUGCUUUUGUGGACCGCAUUGUGGGUUAG
Molecule: messenger RNA, 654 nt
Organism: Penicillium taxi
Lineage: Eukaryota; Fungi; Ascomycota; Eurotiomycetes; Eurotiales; Aspergillaceae
Product: Mic19 family protein
Exons: 3
Coding region: 1-654 (217 amino acids)
Source: RefSeq, a predicted model, not a curated record